Messenger RNA from Paramecium octaurelia, 1016 nucleotides. Lineage: Eukaryota; Ciliophora; Oligohymenophorea; Peniculida; Parameciidae. The record is from the annotation of a GenBank genome assembly.
AUGAAUCAUUCAGACGGUGCUUAAUCCCCUCCCUUAUUUGGUAUGUAUCCUCUACCAUAUUGGGCAACAAAUUCACAAUUUCUUUUAAUGAUGAAUUUUUAGAAUCCAUUGAUGAGUCCAAUUCAUAAUUUAGGUUCACCAAUUUUAACUUCCAACAUAAAUUUUCCUCAGCCACCUAUCAAUUUUGAUAUCAAAUGUGAUUAAUGUAAGGCUUUACAAUGUAUAUCUAGCCUAAAUUGUCAAGGAAACACCACAACCCAAACAACCAUAACAAUACUUUAGUCAAAUUUAAACUAUACAGUAAUAAAUUGAAGAAAUGAACUAUGAUGAUAUAACACUUGAAAAUCUAGAGCAAAUGAUACAUUUGAUAUUUGCAAAUUCAUCCAAAUUUAAAAAAAUUAUGUAGAAACUGAAAGAAAAAAAAUGUGUGAAAGUCAUUAAGAUUUUGGAUACUUUGAACAAGAAAAUUAGAUCCUAAUAGAAGAGUAGAGAAGAAUUAAUCAAAUUUUGUCUAAGAAAAGCCUUUAGAGAGAUCUUCCAUUAAAUCUAAGAAAAAAAUACAAAAUCAAGUAAUUCUAUCUUUUACACUUUAUUAGAACUGAAUCUCAAAGCUGCUUCAAAGCUCUUUUAGCAAUCUUAUCAGGCAGAAAAACUAAAAUAGAUAUCCUUACCUUUUAGAAAAAAUAGCAAAAUUAAAACCAUGAAUAACCAUUUUUUGCAUGAAUUAUUCUAAUCUAAAUAAUUUUAAGAUUAGUACAAGACCUUUUUAGGUAUUAUUCCAACCUACUUUUAGAUAAUCUUGAUACAAUCAUAGAGAAUGACAGGAAUAAAAAAAUUAAAGCCUUAGCCGAAAAAUCUUGGGAAUUUAUCUCAUCAAAUAGAAAAGUAUCAUGUUCCAAUACAAUUAAUUUUAGGCAUACAAUGUUAAAAGAUUACCUUGGUCUAUUAAGAAUAUAGAAAAACUGAAAGAAACAGCUAAUGAGUUGCUAAAUUACUGCAAGGAAUAAUAAAAAUGA